Mugil cephalus (flathead mullet) is the source of this 949-nucleotide messenger RNA. RefSeq names its product lamin-A-like. Lineage: Eukaryota; Metazoa; Chordata; Actinopteri; Mugiliformes; Mugilidae. The coding region runs from base 193 to 591 and encodes 132 amino acids. The transcript has 4 exons. The record is from RefSeq and is a predicted model, not a curated record.
AUCAGGAGAGGGAGGGCGGGGACACUCCACCCUUCAUUCUGCAGCUGAUGAAGAUAAUAGAGAAUAUGUUCUGCACAAUUUAGGGUCUGAUUUAACACUUUUUAAUUCAGUGUUUCAUGCAAAAACUAUUUAGUUGAUAUCAAUGAGUGUAAUAAAUUAAAUCUCUUCAUCUCUUCUUUCUUUUUCCAAUUAAUGAAGCAGAUCAACCAAGAAGAGCAACAACAACGAGAGAAAUGUCAAAAUGUCAAAGAGCAGCUGGAAACCAACAACACAGAGAACAGCAGCAGCUCAGACAGUCAGGAGACGUCAGGAGACAUCGAAGUGGUGGUUGUUGACACCUACAAGUUUAUCUGUCUGAGAAACGAGUCUGAUCAGGACAAACCACUGGGAGGACGUCAGUUAAAAGUCCAGAUCAACGAUAGUGAACCCAUCACAUACACAUUUGAUCCAUCAAUGGAACUCAAGACUGGAAAGUCUGUUACUUUAUACGGUCCAGACUAUGACGAGAGUUUUGCUGGCCCUGCUGACCUGGUGUGGGAGGACCUGAAGUCCUGGAAGUCUGGAGACAGAGUCCAGGUCUCUCUGCAGUGAAAUAGUUCCCAGUUGAACUCCUUCAAUAAAGUUCAGUAAUCCAGCAAACAGCAACAUUAUAGAUGAGAAACAGCACGACUCAGAUCUUCCUGCAGAAACCACACACUGCAGAGAAAGUCUCUGGAAACACUUGGCUCCAUUUUAUUGGAUUAGUCAAGUUUGAUGUGAACGUUGGUUUGUUUAAAGACUUUUACAGGAUGACGUCAGUGUUUUAGAUUCUAUGUAACAAGUCUCCUUGUUUCCUCCAAUUAAAAGAUGCAAAUAAAAGUUAACAUUUGGAUGUAAUGCCAACUCUUAUUUUGAAAAACAUAAAUGUGAGAAUUUUUUAAAUAAAGAAGAUACUUUUACAUUUACAGAU